Molecule: messenger RNA, 567 nt
Organism: Cylindrotheca closterium
Lineage: Eukaryota; Bacillariophyta; Bacillariophyceae; Bacillariales; Bacillariaceae
Source: the annotation of a GenBank genome assembly
AUGUCGUCAAAGAGCCUUGAUAGAGUAUUUGGCAAGGUACAAAAGCUCCCGAGUGGUGCGAGCACUAAUUUUGACAUAUUUCGAUUGUUCAUGGACGACGAUGGCACGUUUCCAAACAAUCUGUAUCAGCCGUUGCUAUUGUACAAAAAUGCGUGGAAGGGGAACGAACAAGAAGCGAGACGAGCGAUUACGAAAGGAAAUCAUUGGACGUCUCCUUGGGCUUGGGGGGUAUUUCCAUACCAUCAUUAUCAUAGCAAGGCUUGGGAGAUUUUGGUGUGCAUUCAAGGCGAAGCCAAUGUCCAAAUGGGAGGUUCGACGGGACCAACAGUGCUGGUAGAAAAAGGAGACGUGGUCUAUGUUCCUCCAGGAUUUGCACACAAGCAACUUGAUGAUCGUAAUGGAUUUACUUUAUUGGGAGCCUACCCAACCGAAAGUCUGGCGGGAGGUGACUCGAUUGACACCCUCACUGGCAAACCCACUCCAGCAGAACGCGACAACAUUGCCCAUUGUGUCGUGCCACUAGAUACUUUGUGUGGCACUUGUAUUGGAGACCUGGCUCGUUUUUGA